AUGGUUCGGCUCUGCGCGGGUUGGUUCAUCUCAUCUUGUGAUUUACCUCUAUUCGAAAACCGGGGUAUUAUGCACUUGUUCUCCAUUUCCCGACAUCAGUUGGACUCUAAGCGAAUUAUUGUUCGUUUAUACACCUCCGCAAUAGAAAUGUCCAACCUCAGACUUCCGGCAUUUUAUUACAAAAAGACCAGCAAUGAAACGAAAAAGUUCUGUCAAAAGUGCCUCCAAGAUGGGCACUGGACUUAUGAAUGCAAAGGCAAGCAUAAGUACCUGGAACGGGAAUCGAGAACUGCCCAUCUCUCUCGACGCAUGGCGAAGAUUUCGAAAAAAGAAUUGGAGAGAACUGCAUCGGAUUCCUCCCCGCACUCUUCAUCUACGUCCUCCUCAUCCUCAGACAGCGAGGAUUCAUCAGACUCCUCUUCGUCUUCAUCCUAUACUAGCCCUUCGUCCGACGAGUCUGAGAAGUCCUCAUCCAGCUCUGCAAGCUCUUCAGGACUGCUCCACCUGAGUAACGGCAUCGAGGAGAGGCGUGUGAUUUGCCCUGAUGCGCUAUUCUCGCCUUCUAAGGGCAGGGGGCUACUUUACGGAUUGCGCCAAGGGAAGAAGGCGUAA
This is a messenger RNA of Echinococcus granulosus, 612 nucleotides long. RefSeq names its product Zinc finger CCHC domain-containing protein. NCBI's taxonomy places the organism in Eukaryota, Metazoa, Platyhelminthes, Cestoda, Cyclophyllidea, Taeniidae. The coding region runs from base 1 to 612 and encodes 203 amino acids. The transcript has 5 exons. The record is from RefSeq and is a predicted model, not a curated record.